Molecule: messenger RNA, 1206 nt
Organism: Linum tenue
Lineage: Eukaryota; Viridiplantae; Streptophyta; Magnoliopsida; Malpighiales; Linaceae
Source: the annotation of a GenBank genome assembly
AUGUCUGUCUGGCUUCCCGAGGAAAUCAUCACCGGCGAAAUCCUCUGCUGGCUGCCGGCCCGGCCACUCCUCCGCUUCCGGUCCGUCUGCAAGCACUGGCGCUCCGUAAUCGACAGCCCGGACUUCAUCCAGCGCACCAUCCGCAACUCCGCCGCCACAACUUGGUCCCCCGCCAGAGACAUCUUCCUCCUCGCUCGACAAGUCAGCUACUCAAUCCCAUACUCCGCCGGCCUCCUCCGCCGUCACACCUCCCCGCAGAGCCUCCCCCAGUGGCGUUCCGACGGCGGCAUCACCCUCCUCGGCUCCUGCCACGGGCUGGUCUGCCUCGGCUACACGGGCACCAACCGGGUCUACCUGCUCAACCCGGCGACCCGAAAGCACCACUCCACCCUGCAGGCUCCCCUGCCCCAAGGGUUCAUGGCCCGAUUCCACGAACCCGGCGGCCAGGCGACGGCGUGGUGGCAGCCAUUCGCGUACGGAUUCGGGUACGAUCCGGGGAUUAAGGAUUACAAGCUCGCCAGGGUGUACAUCACGGGGGACGAGUCCCACGCGAGGUGUAAAUCGGUGGUGUUCUGCUUCGGCAUUUCGUCGAACACCUUGCGGGCAGCAGAGAUACCCUUUUGCGGGAUGAUUGAGCAGAGGUCGGGGGUUUCGGUAGGCGAUUCCUUGCAUUGGCCGUUCCGCAUGAGGUACGGUGAGAAUUCGAUCAUUGUGGCGUACCAUCUCGGGGCGAAUCAGUGGCGGGGAAUUCCCCUGCCUCGCGAGGGUUUUGGUCACGAGGUCGCCUUCAACGUCGUGGGAUUGAGGAAUCGCUUGUGCGUGUGCAAUCGCGCGGCGGGUCGUGAUGAGCUGGGGAAGAAGGUUGUUCAUGUCUGGAUGAUGAGGAGAGAUCAGUACGGUGUGGAGGCGGCGUGGAGCAAGCUGUUCUCGAUUCGGGAAUCGGGGUAUCUGGAUUUGUCGUCGUUGCCGGUGGCUCUGGAUCUGUCCGUCAAUGGCGACGAAGUCCUGCUGUAUUUGGAUGGGGGAAUGCUCGUUUGGUAUGAUACAAAGAAGGAGAGGCCUGGUCAGGUGGUGUAUUUGGAUGGCGGAAGGCUUGUUUCGGUUGACAUGGAGACGAACUAUGUACCUAUUAAGCAUUUAGUGGGGAGGAUGGGCUUCGACGCCAUUGCUUGCUUCGGUGGUGUUGUUCGUCCGGAUGGAAACUAA